Herpailurus yagouaroundi (jaguarundi) is the source of this 3992-nucleotide messenger RNA. It is a transcript of the gene SLC14A1, whose product is annotated as solute carrier family 14 member 1 (Kidd blood group). Gene Ontology annotation, biological process: urea transmembrane transport. The record is from RefSeq and is a predicted model, not a curated record. Bases 779 to 2104 code for a protein of 441 amino acids. Gene Ontology annotation, molecular function: urea transmembrane transporter activity. Gene Ontology annotation, cellular component: membrane. The transcript is spliced from 11 exons. NCBI's taxonomy places the organism in Eukaryota, Metazoa, Chordata, Mammalia, Carnivora, Felidae.
AGCCAGUUUGAGUAUAAAACUGUUAGGUGCCUCCUCCCAGUGCUAUCUCCUCCUGAGCACCUCCCUCUCAGUCGAGCCCAGCAGGGCUCUAUCAGCCAGUGCCUUCUGCCACCAGGAAGCCCGUGGAGUAAAUACAUCUCAGAUGGUUGCAACUGAGUAGAAGCAGCCAAGUCCGAGUCCUGGCAGUCUAGAAAGCAAUUCACCAAGGCCGCGGGCUUCUUCCUGGAAGCCUGGAAGCAAUGUCUUUGCUCAUGGUUUCCAAAGCAGGGUAGAAGGAGCACCUGAGUUCCAUGUGCAAGCGGGGUUUGGGCAAGCAGUCCACUGCACCUGCCUAAUGACUCUGGGUCCAUCAAUGCUCUAUAGGAGUUUCGAGCGUGUUCUUGAAAUAACUGAGUAAAGUUGGAAACCUAUCAUUUUGACUCAAAAAAAAAAAAGCGGGGUGCUAGGAACGGCCCUUCCCAACUCUGGCUCUGUGCACCUCUCUGCCUGUGCCGUCAUGCUGACGGGAGUGUGCUGGCCCAUCGGAGAGCCCAGCGGCCACACUGCAACCAUAGAUCUCACAGCUUCUUUGCUGCUGCAUUUUCUGGUGUGGUAUUCAGACCUCAAGGCUUCUAGGAGUGGUGCCUUCUGAGGACAGAAGUGUUUUCCUCAGGAGACAAGAACACCUGACAGCAUUUUCUUUGUUUCUGAUAACAGCUUUAAAGAACACCGAGCACCUCCUACCACUUCAGACCAAAAGCUACCUAAAAUCAGGAUUAUUUAUGGAGAGAAAGGAAGGAUGAAUGGACAGUCUUUGGUUGGCGGCUCUGGUGAUGCCCCUUGUGGUCCUCUUUGGAAAGACUCUUUUGGAGUUAAGGUUGGUGAGGCUGCACACGGAGGCUCCUCCUGGCACAGCUUGGCCCAGGCACGUGGGCCACCGGAACAGGAGCCAGAGGAAGAGCUAUCCAUGGAGAAUAGCCCCACUAUGGCUAAAAUGGACCAGGGUGAAAAUCAGGUUUUACCAAGUCCAAGAAGAAGACACCUCCCCAAGGCACUUGGCUAUGUCACCGGUGAUAUGAAAGAAUUUGCCAGCUGGCUUAAAGACAAACCACAGGUGCUCCAGUUCGUAGAUUGGGUUCUUCGGGGCAUAUCCCAAGUGGUGUUCGUCAGCAACCCCAUCAGCGGAAUCCUGAUUCUGGUGGGGCUCCUCGUCCAGAAUCCCUGGUGGGCUCUCAAUGGCUGUGUGGGAACAGUGGUCUCUACCCUGACGGCCCUGUUACUUGCUCAGGACAGGUCAGCAAUUGCAGCCGGGCUGCAGGGCUACAACGGCACCCUGGUGGGAAUACUCAUGGCUGUCUUUUCAGACAAGGGCAACUAUUUCUGGUGGCUGUUAUUCCCUGUGUCUGCUAUGUCCAUGACUUGUCCAGUUUUCUCAAGCGCACUGAACUCCUUGUUCUGCAAAUGGGACCUCCCCGUCUUCACCCUGCCCUUCAACAUGGCAUUGUCAAUGUACCUUUCGGCCACGGGACAUUACAAUCCAUUCUUCCCAGGCAAACUGUUCAAACCUAUAACCGAGGUUCCCAAUGUCACCUGGACUGACCUCAGUGCCCUGCAGCUAUUGAAAUCCCUGCCCGUGGGUGUCGGUCAGAUCUAUGGCUGCGAUAACCCAUGGUCGGGGGGCAUUUUCCUGGGCGCCAUUCUGCUCUCCUCCCCGCUCAUGUGCCUGCACGCUGCCAUCGGGUCGCUGCUGGGGAUAGCGGCAGGACUCAGUCUUUCAGCGCCAUUUGAGAACAUCUACUUUGGACUCUGGGGUUUCAACAGCUCUCUGGCCUGCAUUGCAAUGGGAGGGAUGUUCAUGGCACUGACCUGGCAAACCCACCUGCUGGCUCUUGCCUGCGCCCUGUUCACUGCCUACCUUGGAGUCAGCCUGUCACACAUGAUGGCUGUGGUGGGAUUGCCAGCUUGUACCUGGCCCUUCUGUUUGGCCACACUACUGUUCCUCUUGCUGACCACGAAAAAUGCCAACAUGUACAGGAUGCCCCUCGGUAAAGUCACUUAUCCUGAAGAAAACCGCAUCUUCUACAUACAAGCCAAGAAAAAAAGGAUGGUUGAAAGCCCUUUGUGAGAGCAACCCCACCCACAGCCAUGGUCACAAGGGGUGGCUGACCGACUGCCCCAGGUGACCCCCAGGGUCUUGGCAAACUGCUGUUUUUUGCCUUUAACGACUUUCGUACUACUAACCCAUUGGCGAUCUGCUCUUAGGCUCACUUUGUAGCUUUCUCUUAGACUCCAGGAGCAUCCCCAAACAUGUGAGAGACCAGAUGGUGUGCCCUGGUGGGGCGUUGGUGCUAAGACUAAUAUAUUUAUAAGGUCAAGUGCUCCAACAGAACGAAGAUGUGAGACCAGAGCUAAUGAUUGACAUUUAUUGAUAUUCUUGGUGUUUGGUUAGGCUACGUGAUGUUAACAGUAUUAAAAAUUAAGCUCUACAACUAAGCCUCAAGUGAAUGGAAUUCAUGGUCACAAAGUCAAAGUCAACCCAGAAUUCUCAGAUAAGCAGUGUGACUUGUUUGAAAUCGAUACAAGUUACACAUGACAGUGGUAGUGCCCACAGCUCAUGCCCCAGCCCCUCAGCAGAAUGGCCUGGAUCCUGCCCUGUGUGGGUGGGAUUCUCUUACGGGAGAUGGGCUGAUUCUUUCCAGGCGGACACAGCUGUAGGAGAGAGAAAGGGAUUUUAUCAGUCAAAAUUAUUCUGGAAUGUUAUUUUUCUUAGACAUGGCAAAGGAUUUUUUUAGAUAAGGUUUAUUAUCUUUUUCUUAUGAGAAUGCAUUUGUGUUUCCAAUGAGGUAAAAUAAGAGAAGUUCCUGGCUUAACCAGUUCCUAGAUAUUAAAGAAAAGUUACAUUUUUAUGAAAUAUUCGGCAUAGCUGUUUUCACUUUAAUCCACAUGUUGAUUUUGUAAAUGCCAGGAACGUGUAGAACCAAGUUAUCAGCAUCCAAGGGUCCUUUAACGCCACAAUUUGCCAUCCAUUUGGGAUGUUUUACAUGUUAUAAAGCCUGAAAGUUAAGUUCAGAUUGUUUCUGGAUGCUUGGAAGUUGUUGAAUUUCUUUAAAAAAAAAAAAAAAUUUCAUGAAAAAAAAAAGUCAUUAUUAUCUGCACACUCAAAAUAUUCUCACUCAGAACCCAAAGGUAAAGGGUUCUCCUGUUUUUCUUUGUUUUAAUUUUAAAGUCAUCAGUCCUAUAAACAUCCUAUAACCAAACACACUGAGGAUGCCAUAGAAAGUGCCACUCGCUACCUUCCGCUGAAUCUGUACGGAUUCAGUGUUUUGGAGGAUUCGGAAAGAGAAACCGUGGAAUCCUAAAGGGUUUUUCCCCCCUGUGGGUUUGCAGUGCUCGGUGCGAAAUAUUUAGGUUGUGCAGGAAUAAACAGAAGAAGGGAAGCCAACCUAAAAUAUUUCAGGGAGAAGUCCACUUCUUCCUUUUCUCAGGAAAACAAACAUUGUUCUGAUUUAACAACCCUGUGACCAAAGCCUUUUGAAACCCUGAAUCUGCAACUGUCAUAGAGUCAUGUGGAAAAACUAAAUCUUCACCGUGCGAACGGAAAUCUCCCUUGUUAGGGAAUUUGUGAAAUAAGACUUGGUGGGAGGGCAGGGGAGGAGGACUCAAAAACGAAAGCAGAACCAAAGAUAAACCAGGAGAGAAGAGUCCAGGCUGUGGUUGAGUGAACCAGAGCCUCUGACAUGCCUCCAGGCCCAUCUUCACAGGAGCUGGAGUGUUCUCCGUAUACCUUCUGCUGGUGGGCUCACACAGGCGUGUAAAUAGGAACAUUCUAAAGCCUUGUACAUGGCCGAAUUUAAAUGGUAUUAAUUUUUUCAAGCUGUUUUUGUUACUAAGUGUUACCCUGAAAUGAAGUGAGUAUUUUGGUAGUUUCCUCAGGGAUCACUUGGAUUCUUUUCCUAUUGUUUGUAUAACAAAUUUCUAGGUAAGAAUAUGAAUAAAAUUAUACUCACAGCUCA